Rhincodon typus (whale shark) is the source of this 780-nucleotide messenger RNA. RefSeq names its product scavenger receptor cysteine-rich type 1 protein M160-like. The record is from RefSeq and is a predicted model, not a curated record. The coding region runs from base 1 to 780 and encodes 259 amino acids. Gene Ontology annotation, cellular component: membrane. The transcript is spliced from 3 exons. Lineage: Eukaryota; Metazoa; Chordata; Chondrichthyes; Orectolobiformes; Rhincodontidae.
AUGAGACUCGUCAGAAAUAAAGCCGAGCGGGUGAAACACCAAGUUCUUCCUGGUGUGAGCAACGAAGAGACACUGAGUGUACCCGACUUGCUGCAGCCCCCGACCAUCUCUUUCACCCAGAGGUCGGCCGUGUUCCUGAAAGGACAGACGGUCACCAUCCGAUGCGAGGCUCCAGAGGAGUUUGAGGAUUGCAAGUUCACGCUGUACCGGGAGACCGAGCUCGGCGUCCUGGAGACCGCCGUCGCUGGCUACGCUGCCACCUUCAACCUGACCGACGUGGGGAAAGGAGACGAGGGAACCUACUUUUGUGCUUACCAGGCGUUCUCCUCCAACAGGCUGUGGGUCAACUCUUCCGCUAGCAACAGGGUCAACGUGACGGUGCACGACGAUGUGGAGCUCAGGCUGGUGCAGAAGGGCGGCAUCGGCGGCGUCGUCGUCGUCAGCGACUGCGAGGGCACGGCCGAGGUGCGGUACAACGGGACGUGGGGGAUGGCGUGCGGCGACAGCUGGAACAUGGCGGUGGCGCAGGUGGCGUGCCGCCACUUGGGCUGCGGAUUCGUCAGGACCUUCCAGCGGGUGGAGCGCUCGUCGGCCGUGCGCGAACAGGCCCAGCUCACCCACGUCCACUGCCUGGGCACCGAGCAGCUCCUGUGGAAGUGCCAGUCCCUGAGCUGGGGCGACGGCGCUUGUUACAGCGGAUUCCGGGUCGACAUUGCCUGCUCGGGUAAGACCGCGCCGCCACCCCCAGUUCAACGGCCGGGCGAACAAGGGGCCCCCUGA